Messenger RNA from Choloepus didactylus (southern two-toed sloth), 483 nucleotides. RefSeq names its product ESX homeobox 1 (gene ESX1). Gene Ontology annotation, molecular function: DNA-binding transcription factor activity, RNA polymerase II-specific; RNA polymerase II transcription regulatory region sequence-specific DNA binding. The transcript is spliced from 5 exons. Gene Ontology annotation, biological process: regulation of transcription by RNA polymerase II. Lineage: Eukaryota; Metazoa; Chordata; Mammalia; Pilosa; Megalonychidae. Bases 1 to 483 code for a protein of 160 amino acids. The record is from RefSeq and is a predicted model, not a curated record.
AUGAGAACGGGGAGGAAACACAGUCUGAACUUCAACAAGGAGCGGCGGCGGCGCCACGAGCCGGAGCAACGGCAGGAGGAGCCGGCCGCCACGGCCGCGGAGGGGCCACAGCCGGAGGAAAGGAAGGUGCGCCGCAGCCGCAUCGCUUUCACCCGGUGGCAGCUACAGGAGUUGGAGAGCGUUUUCCACCGCACUCAGUACCCCGACGUGUUCGCACGAGAAGAGCUUGCGAGACGCCUAAAUUUGACUGAAGCCAGAGUGCAGGUUUGGUUUCAGAACAGAAGGGCCAAGUGGAAGAGGCGUCAGAGGGCACUACUGCUCGGAAACAUGCCCCCAGUUGCCAUGGGCCAACCUGUGAGGAAAAAGAAGACCACUGGCUGUGCUUUUGGAUCUGGGUUUUGGGCCAAGUUUCGGAGAUGCCUCACUGUCGACCCCUCUCGGAUACUGAGGAUAAGCUUCCCCACACUGGGCAUGAACCUUUAA